Messenger RNA from Epinephelus fuscoguttatus (brown-marbled grouper), 6426 nucleotides. RefSeq names its product solute carrier family 16 member 12b (gene slc16a12b). The coding region runs from base 627 to 2156 and encodes 509 amino acids. Gene Ontology annotation, biological process: transmembrane transport; monocarboxylic acid transport. The transcript has 7 exons. Gene Ontology annotation, molecular function: monocarboxylic acid transmembrane transporter activity. The record is from RefSeq and is a predicted model, not a curated record. NCBI's taxonomy places the organism in Eukaryota, Metazoa, Chordata, Actinopteri, Perciformes, Serranidae.
GGGGUUUAAAAACCAAAUGCUCCUGUGUCCUGUGGGGGGGUCGUCUGGGUGUACUUGGUUAAUAUCUCAUCACCUCUAGAGUUCACACAGAGAGGUCAGUUAAUGAUUGAGGGUCUGCUGGUCACUUAUUGACUGAGGACACUUUUUAACUGGAGUGUCAGAGACAGACAGUCUCUACUGUCACUCUACUGUGUCUCUACUGGGUUUGAUCUCACGGCCAGAGGACAGAGAGGACAGAGAGUACAGAGAGUACAGAGAGGACAGAGGGGACACAGGAUGUUCUUCUACCAGUCUUGACUCUUUCUUCACUGCGACUGACUCCAUCUUUUCUUUCUCAUCCUAAACUUAAAUAGUUUUUCACUUCUUCUUACCUCAGCUGCUCAGCUCUCCUGACUCCGCCUGGACACCUGACAUGGAGGAGUCAUACUGCAGAGACACAGAGCUUUAAGUCUGGUCCACACACAACAGACGCCUCACAUACCAUCAGCUUUUUCCUCUGCAGAGAAUCAGAGCUGAGGCAGCAGACGAGGACAGAGGAGGACUGUUUUUUGGGACCUGAACUUUAAGAUUAAUAUCGGAACCAGAGACCGGCUCAGGGGCAUCUGCUUCAGCUGGCAGCUGCAGCAAUGGUUGAUGGGAAGCGGCGGAACGGCACGGUGCCACCUCUGGAUGGAGGAUGGGGCUGGGUGAUCGUCGGCUGCUGCUUCAUGGUGACGGUCUGCACACGGGCUGUAACCAGGUGUAUCUCUGUCUUCUUUGUGGAGUUUCAGUCUCAUUUUGAAGCUGACUAUGCAGCGACGGCGUGGAUCCACAGCCUGGUGGACUGCACCACCAUGCUCUGUGCUCCUGUGGGAAGCCUGGUUGGUAACCGUUGGUCCUGCCGGGUGGCUGUGAUGCUCGGCGGGCUCCUCUCCUCCUGUGGGCUCCUCCUCAGCUCCUUCACCACAAGCCUGGAGCUCCUCUACUUCACCAUGGGAAUCCUGACAGGUCUGGGCUUCGCUCUCUGUUACACUCCCGCCAUCUACAUGGUGGGCUGUUAUUUCCACCAACGGAAGGCACUGGCGUACGGCAUCGCAAUGUCUGGCAGUGGGAUUGGCACCUUCGUUCUGGCACCAGCGGUGCAGCUGCUCAUCGAGCUGUACUCGUGGAGGGGGGCGCUGCUCGUCCUCAGUGCCUUCGUAGCCAAUCUCUGUGUCUGCGGGGCGCUGCUCCGACCAAUCACAUUGCAGGAGGGUGGGGAGGAGGUGGACGGAGAGGAGGGGGAGUCAGUGGGGGAGGAGAAACCUGGUAACAUCUUGUCGCAGGACGCCGAGCUCGCUGUAAAACUUAAAGAAUCAGACGACAGCCUCAAGUCAUCGUCGCCUUCAUCUCUGCCCCUGCCCCUGCUGUCGGGAAACCCCGCCCCUAAGCUGCAAAGGAGGUGGUGCUUUAGCUUCUGCUUCCUGUCCAGUCAGGAGUACCGCUUUCUGCUGCUGCCGGACUUCCUGGGCCUGGCUGUGUCGUUCCUGUUCCUGGCCAGCGGCUGCAGCCUCCCCUUUGUCUACCUAGUGCCGUGCGCUCUGAACAGCGGCGUCAGCCACCAUCAGGCUGCCUUCCUCAUGUCCAUCCUGGGAGUGAUUGACAUCAUGGGGAACAUAACCUUCGGCUGGUUGACGGACAGGAGGUGUUUGAAGCCGCACCGUCUGGCGUGUUACAUCUUUGCGGUGGGGAUGGAGGGUCUCUGCUGCCUCUUCAUGCCGUUGCUCCGGUCCUUCCCACUCCUUGUGCCCUUUGCCGUCCUCUACGGUUACUUUGAUGGCGCCUACGUGGCACUGAUCCCUGUGGUGACAUCGGACGUGGUGGGAUCUCAGUACCUGUCCUCAGCACUGGGCGUCGUCUACUUCCUCCAUGCCAUCCCCUACCUCAUCAGCCCGCCAGUUGGAGGUUGGCUGGUUGACAUCACAGGAAGUUACACUGCCACCUUCUUCCUCAGCGGCACCGCUCUGCUGGCCAGCGCGAUCGUUCUUUUCACAGUUGCUGCAAUCCGUCGCUGCCACUCCACCGCUGCUGUAGUCGUCACCAAGGACAUGAAGCAUGAGCCCCUCCCUCUCCCCGACCCAUCAGACUGCUUUGUUGCCUUUGACAAGGAAGCGGUCAAUCAGGCUGUCAUCUCAUAACCUCAGAGGAAACAACCAAUCUGAUUCAUCGACACCACAGAUUGUGGUCUGGCCGAGGCAGGCUUCAAUCAAAUGCUUUACAGAAAGUGGAUUUAUUUAGAGUCUGCUGAAGGACAGAUUUCAAGUCAAGAAUCAACACUGACAAAUUUUAUAGGUGCUUCUUAAAGUCAAGGAACAAUCCUUACAUUUUAUGGAUGCCGCCAAAGGACUUUUCUGAUGUCUAAGAUCCUUUGAAUUCUACCAAGAAUCGAGUCCUUCUUUCAGACAAUUCUCAGGGAUGCCUGUAUCUAUCCUCAGGCUCUUAAAGCGCCCACAAUCCUCUGUGCACAAUGAGCCAGUCCUAUCGUCGGAAUUGGAAGCAAGGAAAACAUGCUGUAAACUUUCAGUUAAAUCUGCUUAGCAGUCCCACAGAAUCUGUCUCUGAACAAAUCUGAGGCGAGUAAUCUUCAUUCAUUACAUCUAGAAGGCCAGUUCAAAACUUUGUUCUGACUUUCAUAGGGCGAAGAAUGAGAGCAAAGUGUCGGUGCUGCUGACAGUUCUGUAUGCAGUUAUUAGUAACUUCGGUAAGGAUGGGCAUUUUAAGUAACUUCCAUACUAGAGUAUCUGCAUUACAUUAUGAUAGAGUACUUGAUUACUUGCAAAGACAAAAAAAUCUAAUGCAAGAAAUAUGAAUGUUAAUUGGCCAACAACGUAGUGCAAUCUGAAAUCCAUUUAUCGAGUGACCAGGCGCUAAUUUGCCUGUUAAGCCAUAAAUUCAAGUAAAAAAAAAAUCAACAAACUCUCCAGAGUCCAGAGCUGCUCUCCUCCUGGUGACUUCGACAGCUGCCAGGUUAGCACAAGCUUGCAUCCGACAUCGAGCUGUUUAAUGUCACCAAUCUCAAAACAUUACUUAAUGUUACGGCCCAGACACGCCAAACCCACUUGAGAGAAUCAACAUGGAUAAUGGCCCCCUGCUGUGUCGCCCGACAUCACUGCGUCUUGGACAAACAAGUUGCGCUUGAACACAACACAAAGACACAGCUGACGGCCAACCUGCAUGCACGUUCGGCGCCUGCAUGAGAGGAAAUAACUCUCCACAGCAGCAGGCAGUGGUCGUCUGUAUUCAUCAUUCAAAAAGGGAAACAGGACUACUGUCUUGAUGCUAGUUAGCCAGUUAGCACGUGUGCCAGUGAACAAUAACACAAACCGCAAGGAAAGGUUUCUGCUUAAGAGAAAAAUAAUCUGACCUUAUGGAACAAGUUGGUUUUGGUCUCACUCCCUCUGGACUUUAGCUCCUCCUUUACUCACUUCCUGUCUGUUCUCCUGUGCUGUGCUUAACUGCCAGUCAGAGUUGUUUCACUCACAGACGGGCUCCACCGACACUGAUUCUUUAACCCCUGAGCCAACAAGGGCCGAUGAGGGCCAAUGGUGUUAAACACACCACACUGACUAGGGCGACGGAUGCUCACCAACGGCCAACGAUCUGCUUGGUGUGUUAGGGCCUUAAGCCGUGUGAUGCUAACAAUUAGCAUCACAAGGCCAACAUGCCCCCCGGUGGAGAGCUCACACUCCUGCAGCAGUAAUCUCAUGUUAAACAAAGAGAGAGCGCCAACGGGGCAAAAAGGUGCCGCAGCUCUACAGUGAAAUAAGAUCUUACCUUUUAAAUAUUAAAAAAAAAGUCAUGUUCACACGUGGGAGGUUGGGCAAGGAUUACGUUGAAUGAUGUCCAAAUUAAGUACUCAUGCCCAUCCCUAAUUUUCAGCGUCUUAAAUUUGUCACCUUAAAUGUGUCCAAAACAAAACAUGUUAACGCCAUCAUAAAUUGCUAUUAAUUAGCGAGACAACGUAGGCUAACUGAAGCUCUCAUUGUAUAGGCCAAAUUUGUGAGUCAAAAUACUGUCACCAUCUUCAGACUAUUCAACGAAAUAGUUCAAGGGCACAAUUAGCAAUAUGGCGUCUAGUUCUUCUGCUGAUUCUGAAAUGAAAGCACAGGACUUUUUUGGUGAUGCUCACCUGCGCACUCAGUAAACUGUUCUCUGAAUAUGAGGAGAGAGGACCUGAUAUCGAAAGACUCGUCCUACCAAAGAAGCCUCCUUGACUUUGAGAAGCACCUUUUGUUUUUAAAGAGAAACCCAAAACUCCAACUUCCUGUCUGGAAGAAGUGCCUUUCAUUGUUUAUUUUUGUUUGUUUUUAUGCCUCGUCCUCAGAAAGAAGGUUUAACAGACUGAGUUUAACCCUGAACUCUGAACAAUGAAUCCUGAGAUGAUGUAUUCUGAUCUGAGGGCGACUUGAUGCUGCUUUUUAAUGUGAGGGCGAAAAAAUGCUAUUCACAGAAAUGACUGACGCACAAACUUUACAUAAUCUUGAGCAGGACCUUGAUUCUGACGCACAACAAACCUCUACUAAUUAAUGGGAUGCAAACAUUAGCCAGUGAGGGAACAGGCAACUCAAAGCGAGUCCUUUUUUCAGGAGGACUUGGUUUGUGCACAAAUAUGAAGUUAAAUAUGUUUGAGCCUGAGAGCUGAAACCCUUUAAAGAAACAUCUUUGUUUUCGAGUCGCUCACUGGUUGAAUGAAUGAACAGAAGCUCCACCAAACUCCAAAGCUAAAAAAUGGAUUUAGCGUUAAGUUAUUGUUUCAAGCAGCUUUAUUCAGGGAAAACAAAACACAGCAAUAACAGAUGUUUGUGUUUGAUGGCUGACUGAAAUGUGUUCACAUCAAUAAAUAUCAAAGACUGUCACGUAAUAUUACAGAGCUGAAACCAUUAGCCGAUUAAUCAGCUGACAAUCACCAUCUACUGUCAUAUUUUUGAUUAAUCGUUUUUCAUUGUUUGCAUGUUAACACUGUGAGGUCAUCGACAAAACAGAAGUUUGAUUCUUUUCAUUCUUCUUUUGGGGCCAAAACUGUUUCAGAUGUAAAUAUUACAUUUGAUGUCUGAAUUAUUCUGUUUUUACCUCUGUAUAAAUGGUUACUAUUGAAGGAAACAUCACAAACAUUUUAACAGUAUAUUAAUUUUUUUGUAAUUAAUUUCUGUUUGUUUGAACUGUAGCUGGACUUUUGGAAAUAUGCCAUGUUUCAGAUGUGCUAUUUAGCUUAGAUAUUUCGACACUGCCCUCUGUGUUGACUCAGGUUUGUUGGACUAUUUUCAAGUUUUUUUGUUUAGUUUGAAAAUGAUGCUUUAACAUAUCAUGUUCUGGACUCAGGACUGAAGAAGUGUGUUUGUCUCAUGGAGUCACACUAAUGUAAUGAUUAAGAAAUCACUAGUAACGCUAUGGAGUAUUUCUCAUGUGCCUCUGAAAAUGGCUGCAUGCCGACACCAUCACCAUCCAUCCAUCCAUCCAUCCAUCCAUCCAUCCAUCCGCUUAUCCGAAGCCAGGUCUUGGGGGCAGCAGGCUGAGCAAAGUACCCCAGACGUCCCUCUCCCCAGCAACACUUCCCAACUCCUCCAGGAGGACGCCGAGGCGUUCCCAAACCAGAUGAGAUAUAUAAUCCCUCUAGUGUGUUCUAGGUCUGCCCCGGGGCCUCCGACCAGCUGGACCAGGAGGAUCCUGAUCAGAUGUUGAACCACCUCAACACGAAGGAGCAGCGGCUCUACUCCGAGCUCCCUCCAGAUGUCUGACUCCUUCCCCUAUCUCUAAGGCUGAGCCCAGACACCCUGGAGGAAACUCAUUUCAGACGCUUGUAUCUGUGAUCUCAUUCUUUCAGUCACUACCCAGAGCUCAUGACAAUAGGUGAGGGUUGGGACGGAGAUUGACCAGUAUAUCAGCUCCCUCUGAACCACGAUGGUCCCCGAUCCAUCUCACACUCCAUUCUACCCUCACUCAUGAACAAGACCCAGAGGUACAUGAACCCCUUCCCUUGGAGCAGCACCUCACUCCCAACCAGGGUGUUUGAAAUGUUUCCGCCCCCUGACGUACAGAAACUACAGAGACUAAAAGACCAGGUCCAUGCAGGGACAGGAUGUGACUAGUCUGUCGGCAGAAGACAAAAACCUGAUGCAGCGGAAUGAUCGUCAGAUAUACAGGAAAUAAAACGAUGUCUCUACGUGUCAGACGUCAACACGAGUCUCAACAGUUCCAGACUUGUUUCCAUGAGUUUGUUACGACAGCAGCUAACCUGGUUUAUCCUCUCAGCGCACAAAAGCCACAGAGCAGCGACAGAAGCUGCUGCUCUUCAGUAGGAUAAUAACAUUUUACCUUAAAGUUCUUACAAACAUAAUUUCAUUAAAAAAAAUGAAGAGUUUUGUUUUCAUCUUUGUUGUUAAUGUUGAUGGAUUAAAGGGACGUUCAGUC